GACUCUCUGUAUCUUCUACACUCUCUAAACACGCUUCUACAAUCAACACAUGCAAAAUGAACCGCCCGAUCUACCGCCCCGGGUGGCCGCCGUCGGCCCGUUGAUCAUCCCCGCCGCAGCAACCACGGCCCUCCGUUCCGCCACCGUCCGCAUCCGCAGCACGGAUGGGAACCAAAUUUGCCUCCUCGCCCGCUCAAUUUCAUCGUCGAGCUCCAAUCCAGCGGGCAACGGGCAGUGAGUGCGGCCGAGGUGGAGGCUCUGGUUCGGAAACUUAGGGUAAAACCUCAGAAGUCAAGCGUUGUCCCGUGUGAGUCUAUUUUGGCUGCGCUUUGGUUUGAGUAUUGGAGUGAUGCCGUGGAUACAGUGGUUCGGUUGUGGGAGAUGAAAUUGAAUGGUGAAGGAAUUAGUACUAGUUUUUUGCCUGCGGUUUUCUGCAACGGCCAGAUGCAUUCUGAUUACUCUUCGGGCUUGAACGAUCGGUUGAGGCUUGUUUUCUUGGAGAGGUUGGAGUGGUUGAAAGAGGGAGAUUUGGUGGUGAAGUGGCUGAAGAAAUUGGGGGAUUUGACACACGAGACUAAGAUGGUUUCGAAUUUGUUGAAGAAGCCACAGAGUUUGGGCGCUGCUGAUGAGUUGUUGAGGAGAAGGAAAGGUUUGCAGGCGGAGGCGAGUUUGAUGCUUAACAGGAUGCAGGAAUUCCAGAGAGGGAUCAAGUGUAUCGAAGAUUAUUUGGAGAGUAGUGCAUACACUAGUGGAGAUUGUGGUGUUCCCGAGAUUCAAUUUCUUGACGGGGAGAUGAGCUGGGAGGGGAUUUAUAUGUUGAUGCUGAGGGAAUGCAGAAGGCUUGAUGAUGGACUGCCCAUUUAUGCCUAUAGACAGGAAAUCUUGAAUCAAAUACAAAGCCAGCAGGUUACUGUAUUGAUAGGUGAAACUGGUUCAGGAAAGAGCACACAACUGGUUCAGUAUCUUUGUGACUCUGGAUUUACUUGCAAUGGAUCUAUCAUUUGUACACAGCCACGCAAACUUGCUGCCAUCUCAUUGGCAGAGAGGGUUAAAGAAGAGAGCUGUGGUUGCUAUGAUGAUACUUCUGUUGUCUGUUGUCCAUCAUAUUCAUCUGGUUGGGGGAUUGAACCAAAGGUUAUUUUUAUGACGGAUCACUGCCUUCUGCAGCACUAUAUGAGUGAUAAACAACUAUCCAGGGCCUCAUGUAUUAUUGUUGACGAGGCUCAUGAAAGAAGUUUAAACACAGAUCUCCUACUGGCAUUGAUCAAGAAUUUACUGUUUCAGAGGCCAUGUCUCAAGCUCAUCAUCAUGUCUGCAACUGUGGAUGCAGACCAAUUUUCAGACUACUUUUUUGCUUCUAAAACGUUGCAUGUGACCGGUAGAAGCUUCCCUGUUGAUAUAAAGUAUGGAGUUAGUGAAUCUAAAUGGUUUUCAGUUUCUAAUUUAAUGCCUUCAUAUGUCAUUGAUGUCUUGAAUAUGGUAAUGGAGAUAAACAGAAUUGAGGGGGAAGGUACUAUCCUCGCAUUCUUAACCUCUCAGGUGGAAGUAGAAUGGGCUUGUGAGAAAUUUCAAGCUGUUUCUGCCAUUGCUUUUCCCUUGCAUGGAAAGCUCUCUUCAAAAGACCAACAUCGAGUAUUUCUGACCUAUCCUGGGAAACGAAAAGUUAUAUUUGCCACUAAUAUCGCCGAGACAUCUUUGACGAUUCCGGGUGUGAAAUUUGUGGUUGAUUCUGGAGUGGUAAAAGAGAGUGUGUACGAACCUUCUACUGGAAUGAAUGUGCUCAAGGUUUGCAGGAUCAGCCAGAGCUCUGCUAAUCAACGGGCGGGUCGUGCUGGGAGGACUGAACCUGGUACAUGUUACAGACUCUACUAUGAAAAUGAUUUUCAGUCAAUGCUGCCUCAUCAAGAACCUGAAAUCCGUAAGGUCCAUCUUGGCAUGGCAGUUCUCAGAAUUGUUGCUUUGGGAAUUAAGGAUGUGCAGGAUUUUGACUUCGUCAAUGCACCUAGUUCUAGAGCUAUAGACAUGGCACUCAGAAAUCUUGUUCAGCUAGGAGCUAUAGCAGUGAGAAAUGACAUUUUUGAAUUAACUGCCGACGGCAGCAAGAUGGUCAAAUUGGGUGUUGAGCCUGUAUUGGGGAAAAUAAUUCUACAGUGUUUGCUCCAGCGAUUGGGUAAGGAGGGUCUUGUUCUUGCUGCAGUAAUGACAAAUUCCAGUAGCAUAUUUUGUAGAGUUGGUACUGUGGAAGAUAAGCUGAAAUCUGAUUGUCUUAAGGUGCAAUUUUGCCAUCCCAAGGGUGAUCUCUUCACAUUGCUUGCAGUUUAUAAGGAGUGGGAGACAGUACCCCACGGAAAGAAAAACCAGUGGUGUUGGGAGAAUAGUAUCAAUGCGAAGACCAUGAGAAGAUGCCAUGACACUGUAAAAGAGCUAGAGGCUUGCUUGAAAAAUCAAAUGAAUAUCAUUGUGUCAAGUGAUUGGCAUUGGAAUCCCUCGAUGUAUACUGAGCAUGAUGAUAACUUGAAAAACACAAUACUCUCUUCUCUGCCCGAAAAUGUGGCAAUGUUCUCAGGCUAUGAACAACUUGGGUAUGAAGUGGCAUUAACAAGGAAACAUGCACAACUGCAUCCUUCUUGUUCUUUGCUUAACUUUGGUCAGAGGCCAGCUUGGGUGGUUUUUCGGGAAAUAAUUUCAGGAUCCAAAGAUUAUCUGGUUUGUGUCACUGAAUGUGAUUUUGAACAUUUCUCAACCCUUUCUCCUCCCCCAGCAUUUGAUUUCUUAAACAUGUACCACCGACAACUGCAGAAGAGGAAAUUGACGGGGUUCGGCAAUGCUCUGUUGAAAAGGUUCUAUGGAAAAUCGAAUCGUAAUUUAUGCCUACUUCUUUCAAACAUUAGAGAAUCAUGUGGGGAUGAGCGUAUAGUUGUGGAGGUCAAUUUUGAUCAUAAUGAGUUGCUCCUGUACGCAUCUUUACAAGACAUGGAGAAAGUGUGUAGUUUAGUACAGGGAGCUUUGGACCAUGAAAAGAAGUUGUUGCGGAAUGAGUGCUCGGAACAGCCUUUAUAUAAUGCAGGUCCGACAGUCCUACCUUCAUUUGCUCUCUUUGGGUCCGGUGCUGAGAUAAAACACCUGGAGCUGAAGAAGAGAUAUUUGUCUGUUGACAUAUUCCAUUCAAACAUCAAUGCCCUUGAUGAAAGAGAGCUCAUGGAAUUUCUGGAGGGAUAUACCCUUGGCCAUAUUUGCGGCAUUAGCAAGUAUUUAGAUAAAGAGGACAAGUGGGGAAAGGUGACAUUUUCCACACCUGAGGCUGCUACGAAGGCCGUUGAGUUAGAUCAGUCUGAGUUCAACGGUGGGAUUUUUAAAGUAGUUCCUUCUAAAAAUACAAAUGAUGGCAAUUCUCACACAAAGGCGUCAUCAUCAUCAUCUUCUUCUAUCAAAGCCAAAAUAUCAUGGCCUCGUCGGUGCAGCAAAGGGGUUGCAAUUGUGAAGUGUGAUCCAAAUGAUGUUGCUUUAAUGGUUUCACACCUCUCCACAGUAGUACUUGGUGGCAGGCUAGUUCGGUGUAAAGCAGGCACAAAGUCUGCAGGCAGUGUUGUUAUCACAGGGCUUGAUGUGAAUCUUUUUGAAGAUGAUAUAUCUCAGGUGCUACACGGCUCGACAAACUUGCAAAUUAAAGAGUUUUUUGUGGUGAGAGGCGAUGCAGUAGACAGUCUUCCUCAUGCAGAUUGUGGAGCAGCAAUUAUACAAGCAAUUUCUCCCUUUAUGCCUGGAAGGAACUCACAGGGUGAUGGUGUUCGUGUCCACGUGCUCAAACCAAGCCCAAAAGACAAUUUAAUGAGAGCCACAAUUACUUUUGAUAGAGAUUUGCAUUUGGAUGCAGCUAGAGCCCUGGAGCAAAUUGACAGGAAAGUUUUACCCGGUUGUCUCUCAUGGCAGAAAAUUCAUUGUCAGCAAUUGUUUCAUAGCUCCGUGUCUUGUCCAGCACAUGUCUAUCCUGUUAUCAGGAAUCAGCUUGAUUCUUUGCUUGCAAGUCUUCGGCAAGAGAAAGGUGUAGAAUGUAACCUAGAGGCUAUCUCCAAUGAAGCAAGCAAACUUUGUUCUUAUCGAGUAAAGAUAACGGCUGGUACUAUGAAGACAGUGGCAGAGUUGAGAAAACCUCUGCAGCAGCUGAUGGAAGGGACAGUCAUUCAUCAUCCCAGCAUCACUCCUCCCAUCCUUCAGAUUCUCUUUUCAAGAAAAGGAGUUCUGCUAAUGGAAUCCAUUCAACGAGAGACAGGAACCCAUAUUAUCUUUGAUAAGCAUAGAAUGAUCCUAAGAGUCUAUGGCUCUCAGGAAAACAUCCAAAGUGCAGAAGAAAGCCUUGUCAAAGCCCUCCUCGCCUUGCACCAAAACAAUCAGCUUGAGAUUCAACUUCGCGGUGGGAUUUUACCACCCGAUAUGAUGAAGAGAGUCGUUCAGCAUUUCGGGGCAGACCUUGGCGGGCUCAAGCAGAAGGUGCCCGAGGCAGGGCUGUCCCUAAAUACAAGACGUCACAGUAUAUCUAUCAUAGGUACAAUAGAAUCAAAACAAAGAGUUGAGGAGAUGAUUCACAGUCUUGCCCAGACAAGUCCCAAGAACGAUGAAGAAACCGAUGAUUAUUCCUCAUGUCCCAUUUGCUUUUGUGAACUAGAGGACCCUUACAUGCUCGAAGACUGUUGUCACCAGUUCUGCCGUUCAUGUUUGAGCGAGCAAAUUGACUCUGCCAUAAGAACUCGUGACAGUUUCCCAUUACGGUGUUCCAAAGAAGGUUGUGGAUCUCCUAUCUUGCUCUCUGAUUUCAGGUCAUUACUAUCUUCUCCCAGGGGGGGGAAAUAUGAUGAACUCGUUAAGGCUUCCUUGGAUGCAUAUGUCGCAGGUAGUGGUGGCACCUACAGGUUCUGCCCAUCACCUGACUGUCCUUCAAUCUAUGCAGCCGCCAUUACUGGCCCUUCUUCUUCUUCCACUUCUUCUUCUUCUUCUUCUUCUUCUUCUGCUGAUUCACUGUUUGUAUGUGGAGCAUGCUUUGUGGAGACAUGCACGCAAUGCCACCUGGAGUAUCAUCCCUUCCUGUCGUGCGAGAAGUACCGUGAGUUCAAAGAUGACCCGGAUUAUUCCUCUCUUAAGCAGUGGUGCGGGGACAGGGCAAAUGUGAAAGCCUGCCCGGGGUGCGGGUUCAUUAUUGAAAAGGUGGAGGGUUGCGACCAUAUCUCGUGCAAGUGCGGGAGGCACGUUUGCUGGUCCUGCUUAAGCCACUUCGGAACCGGCGAUGAAUGCUAUGCCCAUAUGAGACGAUGCAUAAAGAGAGAAGAUGCAUGCCCUUUCAAAACAACAUACGGCUAUUUGGGAUGAUGCAUGAGAUGGACCCACAAUUAUAGGACAUAGGGCCCUACAAUUUUGGAGAUCCUAUGGUGUUGGACCUCUCUUUGAAUUAGUGCCCAUCACUGUCCCUAGCUAGCCAGCUAGGUUGCCUUUGCUUUUGGUUCCUAGCUACCUGCAGUCUGUAAUCU
Molecule: messenger RNA, 5519 nt
Organism: Cuscuta campestris
Lineage: Eukaryota; Viridiplantae; Streptophyta; Magnoliopsida; Solanales; Convolvulaceae
Source: the annotation of a GenBank genome assembly